AUGCCACUCCCACCAGGUACAAAUGGAGCAAUUGCAGCUGGAGCAGACGGGAAUAGAGAGACCACGGAGCACGCUCGACGUUGGGUGGAUAGGGGCUCCCGUGGCGGGAAGAGGAGUGGGGCGGGCGCUGCAGUGCAAGAGAAGGUUAUGGAAGAUCCGGAUGAGCUGAUCGAGGAGGUGACAGUGGCGCAAAGGUUUAGUGUACACUUCCAUCAUGUGAUGGCACGAUGCGCGCUACGCUGGAAACAGGGAGUCCCAAUGACUGCUAAGGAUGCGGGCAAGGAGAUUGGGAGUGCAGCUGAUCAUUGGGCUGGAGACCAUUCGCGCUAUGGUGGGGGCACAGAGACACCUAGAUGCGUGGCUGAUAACUGGGGACCAGAGAGUGUACUGUACCAACAUGGUUCUCGUACACAUAUCGCAUUCAAGGAGUGGCUAGAGGGUGGGGAGGCGGAGAUGAGACCAUAUCCGGUGGCAGUAGGGGAGGUGGCGGUGGGGAUGGAGAUGCCGGACGGCAAAUGGGAGGUGCUGACAUGCGCUCUCGUGGGGCAGCAGGGGCGCUGUGCUCUCGCCCCCUCUCGGCAAGCGCCACCUCUCUGUGAUUGGCUCUUCCAGGACAGUGGAGCUGGUGGCAUGGGGGGACUGUGCGAGUGGCGAUAG
Molecule: messenger RNA, 657 nt
Organism: Closterium sp. NIES-65
Lineage: Eukaryota; Viridiplantae; Streptophyta; Zygnematophyceae; Desmidiales; Closteriaceae
Source: the annotation of a GenBank genome assembly